GCGAACGUCGGGUCCUUAAAGGACGGUAAUAUCUCCCAGCUGCCUUAAUUAGUCCUAAUGGCCCGAGUGGUGACCUGCUGCAACGAUGGGUUAGCAAAUGUGAAGAAAACGACGGAAUUAGGUCGUUAACGUCGAUGAUAGCAUUAGCUUGUUUUUGUUGUGUCAGUUUAAAUACCGUAAACUUCAUAAUACGAUCGCACCGUCAGUGACAGUGUAAAUGCUUCUUUUUAGAGGUACAAAAAGAGACGUAUUGUAGCAGAAACAUAAGAAUGACGAGAAGGACAGGCUUUGGACCGUGACAACAAAAUCACACCGAGGAGAGCAGGCUGCAGGGCAGCAGUUGAAGAUGAAGUCCAGGAGAGCUGCACCUCCUGAUGGGGGUUAUGGCUGGGUGGUGGUUGUCUCAGCCUUUCUCGUUAUGGGCCUCACUGCCGCUGUCCUCAAGAACUUCGGCCUUUUUUUCCUGGACAUUCAGAGUCAUUUUGGAGUUCCAACCAGCACUACCUCAUGGGUCACCUCCACCACAAUCGCCAUGUUUCACCUGGGAGCUCCACUGGCCAGUGCGCUGACAUUGCAGUUUUCCCAAAGAGUGGUCAUCAUAGUUGGAGGUCUGCUUGCCUCCUCUGGGAUGCUGCUGGCAUCUCUGGACCUCAGUCUGCCCUGGCUCUACCUCACUAUGGGCCUCCUGCAAGGACUGGGCAUUUCCUUCUCAUGGAUCCCUGCCAACAGCAUGGUGAGCCACUACUUUGUGCGAUGGCGUCCCAUAGCCUACGCCAUCGCCAGCUCAGGGGAGUGCGUCUUUGCUAUGGUUUUCAGCCCCUUCUUCCAGUGGCUAAUCGAGAUGUACACCUGGCAGGGAUCCUUGCUCAUCAUUGGAGGCCUUCAGCUCAACCUGUGUGUGUGCGGUGCUCUCAUGAGACCCCUGCAGACGGUCAAGAGCCCACCACAGGAAACCAAAGACGAACUGGAAGGCGAUGCUGCUGCUCUCCCACCAAAGAGGACAUUUUUCUUCCAGUGCUCACUCAUGAGGAAGCCUGAAUUUUUCCUUUACAUCCUGUUUGCUAUCUUUGCAGCUGCAGGUUUCUUCAUCCCUCCUCUGUUUUUAGUCCCCUUCGCUCAUAGUCUGGGAAUUGAUAAGUACUGGCCUGCCUUGAUCCUUUCCACCCUUGCUUUAGCAGACCUGGCAGGGAGACUGAUCUGUGGCUGGAUCGCCAACAUGAGGCUGCUGAGGAACCUACAGCUUCUCACCAUGGUGGUGACUCUGCUGGGCGUGGUGCUGCUGCUGCUGCCCAUCAGCCACAACUACUGGGCCUUAGUGGCCUCUGCUCUGCUGUACGGCUUCCUCUUCGGCUGUGUGGUGGCCAUUCACGUCACCUCCAUCGUGGACAUUGUAACGCUAGAGGGAUUCGACAAUGGACUAGGGCUCUUCAUGCUUUUCAGGAGCAUCGGGGGCUUUGUCGGUCCACCUGCUGCAGGCUGGCUGGUGGACGAGAUGAAUGACUACAGUGCUGCCUUCUAUCUCUCAGGCUUCUGCCUCAUCUCAUCAGCAGUGUUUGUCAUCUUGGUCGACCGUCUGGUUCAGAGGAGGAAAGUGGUGGAGGCUGAAGUUCAUCAAACGAUCAACAAGGAGGAGUGGGAGGAGGGAAAUGUCAAGUGAGAUUCAGUUACAUGACUAAUGAGGAGCCAGAGGGACUCUUUGUUGGCCUGGUCAGUGUUUUACACGAGCCAGCUGCUGGCUGAUUUGACUUGAAGGUAGAAACCUUCAACCCUUUCAGUAUUGCCCAGUGUUUGAGCAUGGCCACAGACUGAUAGCUAAGUGGCAGAGCAUUAAUUUACAAACUAUAACUCGCUUUUAACUCACUCAGUGUUGGAUACAAUCAGUUAUGAGCAUCAGCAUUAUCUGUCCUCUUGCUUUCGUAAAUUAUUCCAAUCUACAUAUUCAAAUGUAUUCUUUAACAUUUCAAAUGAAUUUAGAUGUUGCUGUUACCGGAGGAGAACUAGCACAUACUGUUGUUCAGUCAGGGCCACAUUUGCCAUUGAAACAGAAAGAGAGAUGCACCAAUGACAAGUAUAAUCCUGUUUAGGAUGCUGUUAUUGUUGACACACUGCAAACCUUUCUAACUCUACAAGCCUUAUAAGCUGUUUAGCCCUCAGGACCCAAACUGUGUUCGUCUGCCCUGGGGAGCCUCUCAAACUGUCAACUGCAGACAGUCAGACUCCAAUAAUAUGUCACUUUAUACUAGAGAUGUGUCACACAUGAGCAGCAGGUUAAGUAAGGACAUUUUGUUUUUAUCAUCCAGAAAAAUCCUACUAAAAUUUAAAAUGUUAGUCCAUUAAUACUAUCCGACUUCCUCACUGUUCCCUUUUACUGACUCAUGUAUGUAUUUAGUUUUUAGUCAAGUUUCUCUAACGGAGCUCUCUUCAAAACAUAGGAAUAAGCUACAUUAAAACUACUAAAACAGAUGGAAACACUGUCCUGUUCUGGUGAAUUACCAUGUGACCUUACUUCGGAAAAAUAUGUAAAGAAGUCAGCAGCUAGAGAGAAUAUUCUUGGAUUCAGUUUUGAUUUUUUUUCCAUGACUUCUGCCUUUCAUGUUUGAUCAUUUUAAAACGAUCCAAGUGGAGCAAAAUGUGCUUAUAGGCGCAUUUUAGACUAAAGAGGUAGACGGCUAACCAUGAAUGCUGCUGAAGACGGCAAAUUUUGACACUAAUGUAAUCCUGCAGGUUAUAUCCAGCUUUCUAGCUUUAAAAUGAGCUUUGAUGCUUUAUAAAUUUACAAAUGUAAGGAGUGUAUUUCAUGGCUAAUUCAACCAGUAUUUAAAAUAUUUAUUUCACCAUUUCCUCCUGUACCUCUAAACUGAUGUCCUAUAUUGCCCGCUUACGGGGGAGGUUUAGUUGCCUGUUUGUCUUUUUGUGUGAUUUCAUAUAUUAUCUUUUUAACUGUUUUCAACUGCAGGAGUUGUAAAGGACUUGUGCUGGGUUUAUUCUGUUUUUUUCCUGUAAUUUAUCCCUUUGCCGCCUUCUUAAGUUUUCAGCAGGAUAAGAGGAACCAAUUGUCUUAACAUUGAAUCAGUAUAUUUUAAGAAAAAGAUUUUAUUUUGUUUUUUUUUUAGAAGCUGUGGGACUGGAGUUUAUCUCCAGGGUUGUACACUAAUGUAGGUCAGACCGCAGUGAGUGAGCCAAGUUUUCACCCCCAAAUAACUCAGGUGACUGUAGGUGUCGUCUUUCUGUUUUUAUGCUGUGUCUCACACCGUGACUGCCCUCUUGUAGUUUGGGUCACAAUCAGGGUGUAGCAGCCUCGUACGAAUCAGUUUUUACUGUGCAAUAAAGACUGAAGAAGUGGUUCUUGUUACUGCUUGUUCCUCUGAUAAAUGUAGAUUCUAAAGCCAUUUUAUAAAGGAAUAUGUUUUCACAGAUUUUACCUCAAGGACUUGUUAGCUCCAGGUUACUUUUGUGCUGUUUUCGAUGUUUUAACUGAAUCACAGUUUGCCCUGACAUGAAAUGUUUAUCACAUUACCAGAGUUUGUAGCAGUUAAAACAUUUAGAUUUUAACAAAUAAAAUACUGCACUGAUUAUC
This is a messenger RNA of Cheilinus undulatus (humphead wrasse), 3577 nucleotides long. RefSeq lists its product as uncharacterized. Lineage: Eukaryota; Metazoa; Chordata; Actinopteri; Labriformes; Labridae. The transcript is spliced from 5 exons. Gene Ontology annotation, molecular function: monocarboxylic acid transmembrane transporter activity. The coding region runs from base 347 to 1657 and encodes 436 amino acids. Gene Ontology annotation, biological process: transmembrane transport; monocarboxylic acid transport. The record is from RefSeq and is a predicted model, not a curated record.